AUGGCUCGAUCUAGAACCUCCGCAAAGCGAGUGGCUCAGUUCGGAAGCGUCGCAAAACGACUGGUUCGGUUUGGAUCCUUUGCCAAAAAAAACAAACCCAACCAAUGGCUUGAUCUAGAACCUUUCGCGAACCGAAUGGGCCGACCUAGAACCUCCGCCAAAUGAGUGGGUUGAUCUAGAACCUCGCCAAGCAAAUGGGCUGAUCCAGAGCCUCGCCAGACGAGCGGGUCGAUCUAGAGCCUCCGCCAAGCGGGUGGGUUGCUCUAGAGCCUCCGACAAACGAUUGGCUUGAUCUAGAACCUCGCCAAACGAAUGGGCUGAUAUAGAACCUCGUCAAGCGAAUGGGCUGAUCUAGAACCUCGCCGGACGGGCUGAUCUAGAAUCUCCACCAGACGAAUGUGUUGAUCUAGAACCUCCGCCAAACGAGCGGGUCGAUCUAGAGCCUCCGCCAAACAGAUGGGUUGACCUAGAAUCCCCACAAAACGAGCGGGUCGAUCUAGAGCAACCGCCAAAUGAAUGGGUUGACCUAGAACCUCCGCCAAACGAGCGGGUCGAUCUAGAGCAACCACCAAACGAAUGGGUUGACCUAGAACCUCCGCAAAACAAACGGGUCGAUCUAGAGCAACCGCCAAACGAAUGGGUUGAUCUAGAACCUCCGCAAAACGAGCGGGUCGAUCUAGAGCAACAGCCAAACGAAUGGGUUGACCUAGAACCUCCGCCAAAUGAGCGGGUCGAUCUAGAGCCUCCGCCAAAUGAAUGGCUUGAUCUAGAGCCUCCGCCAAGCGAAUGGGUUGACCCAGAGCAUCCGACAGACGAAUGGCUUGAUCUAGAACCGCCGCCAAACGGGCGGGUCGAUCUAGAACCUCGUCAGACGGAUGGCUUUAUCUAG
Molecule: messenger RNA, 889 nt
Organism: Podarcis lilfordi (Lilford's wall lizard)
Lineage: Eukaryota; Metazoa; Chordata; Lepidosauria; Squamata; Lacertidae
Source: the annotation of a GenBank genome assembly